AUGAGUAAUACCCUCUAUAACCAUUGUACCAAGUUACUUCAGUCGAUACAAAAGGAUCUGAACGAAUUUGAGCGUGGUGUUGAAGAUGAAAGCAACACGAUAUCCCUAGCUGGUAUCCAAGGCCAAAUAUCGGCAUCCUUUCUUUCACUGAAUCGCUCUAUUGAGGAUUACAACAGUAUGGUGAAAAGGGAACUGAUACCUGCGAAGAAAAACAAAGCUACUGUGCGUGUUCAAGAGUUUUACCAAAAGCAUUCCCAACUAUCAGAGCAUUUUGAGCAACUAAAGGCUCAAGUUCGCGAUGCUGCCCAUGCCAAAAAUAGAAGAGAGUUAUUUGGAAGAAGAGGGUAUCCGAGUGCAACUCCCGAUAAUCCAUAUGGUGAAAAUGGCAUGACAGACGCUGAACUGGUUGAGAAUGGCCCACCUAACAUCACUAGGCAGGAAGGUCUUUUACAUGAAAACGAUUUCAUAGGAAGGGCUGAGUCCCAAAUUGAUGAGUAUUUAGAACGCGGUCGUUUGCUACUUGGUGACUUGGUUGAGCAGAAAUCAAUUUUGAAGUCGACAAAGAAGAAAGUGUUAGAUGUAGCAAAUACAUUGGGCAUCACCAGGACGACGCUUUCAGCUAUUAAUAGGCGUUCAAGGCAAGAUAAAGUCAUAUUCUACACUGGUGCCGCUUUUGUCUUUUUCUGUUUUUAUUUAAUUGUUCGAUGGUUACGCUAA
Schizosaccharomyces osmophilus is the source of this 717-nucleotide messenger RNA. RefSeq names its product SNARE Bos1 (gene bos1). The record is from RefSeq and is a predicted model, not a curated record. NCBI's taxonomy places the organism in Eukaryota, Fungi, Ascomycota, Schizosaccharomycetes, Schizosaccharomycetales, Schizosaccharomycetaceae. Gene Ontology annotation, cellular component: endoplasmic reticulum membrane; late endosome membrane; Golgi apparatus. Gene Ontology annotation, molecular function: SNAP receptor activity; SNARE binding. Gene Ontology annotation, biological process: endoplasmic reticulum to Golgi vesicle-mediated transport; vesicle fusion. The transcript is spliced from 3 exons. Bases 1 to 717 code for a protein of 238 amino acids.